Messenger RNA from Rhagoletis zephyria (snowberry fruit fly), 1971 nucleotides. RefSeq names its product protein DEK-like. NCBI's taxonomy places the organism in Eukaryota, Metazoa, Arthropoda, Insecta, Diptera, Tephritidae. The record is from RefSeq and is a predicted model, not a curated record. Gene Ontology annotation, biological process: chromatin organization; regulation of double-strand break repair. Gene Ontology annotation, cellular component: nucleus. Gene Ontology annotation, molecular function: DNA binding; histone binding.
UAAUACAUUAAUAAUUUUGCAGCUUUGUUUCGGUUCGGUUGGUAAAAAUAAUGUUGUAAAAAAGAAUUUACGCUCAUUUGCCGGUUUCGAGUUUGAAAAGGACUCUAGCGAAUAUAAGAAAAAGUUUGAUGCCAUUAAGAAAACCGACGCUAAGGCACUAAAGGGUAUUUGUGAUAUACUGGCAUUGGAGCGCAAAGGCACAAAAGAUGAGAUUGCAAAUCGUGUGCUAAAAUUCCUUAUGGAACCCGAUGAAUCGCUAUGCGUAGAUGAGGCUGCCGAAGAGGAAGAAGAAGAUAUUGAAGAAGAUGAAGAGCCAGUAGAUGAGGAAGAGGAAGAAGUUAGCGCUGAAGAGGAGCGUAAACGUAAACCCAGCAGCCGCGCACCCGCACGAAAUUCAACAAGUGGCCGCCCUAGACGCGCAACCGCUGGAAAAAAGAUGUCCGCUUAUGUCGACUUCUCGAGCUCGGAUGAAAGUGAACGCCAAGCAGUGCCGGCUAAACGAAAGCGUAACGAUGGCUCCGAAUCGGGCUCAGAUUAUAAUCCGUCAGGCGGCAACUCUGAUUCGGAUGGUGCGCGUGGCGGCGUUCGUAAAGCAUUGGCACGUGGUGGGCGCGGCGGCCGACCAGUACGUAAAUCUUGGAAGAAGAAUUCCGAUUCUGAAGAAGAUGAUUUUGAUCUAUCAGAUGCCGAUAGUGAUGUGCCGAAACGUAAACGCGCUACACCUGGUAAACGUGGCCGACCUGCUGUUGCUGCUACUACCAAACGUGGUACACGUGGACGUGCUGCCAAAGCAACUAAAUCGCGCAAGCGCAAGGACUCUGAAAGUGAGGAAGAGGUGUCUGAAGAGGAGGAAGAAGAGGAGCUGUCUGAUUUCGGCAGCGAUCAGAGUGAGGAAGAGGAGUCCAAGAAGUUUAAGAAACCCCCGGCGCCUGUGAAAAAUGCUAAAACUAAUAACAAAGCCAAAACGCCAGUCAAACCUGCUGGUCGGCCGAAAAAAUCAAGCAAAAAAGAGGAGGAAGAGGAAUCCGAUGAUGAGGAUGAGCCACUAAACAAGAAGGGAAAAGCGACAUUCCCCACGGAUGAGCAAAUACGCAAUUAUGUUAAGGAAAUAUUAGAUAAAGCAAAUCUUGAAGAGAUCACUAUGAAAACAGUGUGCAAGCAAGUGUAUGCAAAAUAUCCCGAUUUCGAUUUAACAGAUAAAAAGGACUUUAUCAAGGCCACAGUGAAGGCGCUAAUUGCGGCAUAAAUGCAGGCCACACAAGUAUGUGCAAAAAACUCAAAACAUUGCAAUAUUGCAAAUUAAAAAGGCAGCGGUGCUACAACACAGCAAGUAUGCUAACCAACAAUUGUUGUCAGUCUGCGCCACAGCAUCGGUGUAUUUAUAUUUAGCUAUUGAAGACGGUUUAAAUCGACGAAUUCAGGAGCUUUAAGAUUUCAAGAUUUUUUUUGUCAAUAUUAAGAUUGCUUUUCAUCACUCCCCUCCGGCUCUUCCUAAGUUGGUGCACCAUGUGCAUUCUAAUUGAAGCGAAACACACUCAAAACAAUUAAAAAAAAACACAAAUCUUUGAUUAUUUGACUAAUUUUAUUUCAACUUGAUCAUACACAAAUGGUGUGUAUAAUAACUUGUCAAUGUUGUAUUUCUUCUUUUAUUAUAUAUCUAGAUACUAUAUACAUCCAACGUUCUUUAUUCUCAUUUUUUUACAUGAAUGGUGUACUUGCACACAAAACUACACCCAUGCAUACAUAAUAUAUUUUGUUUUUAGUUCCAAAGCAUUGUAUAAAUACUAGCUUUUCUUAUGACUUUCAAGAGAAAAACAAAAAAAAAAUGUGGAAUGCAAAUUUGUAGAAUUUCUGUAAAAUGUUUAAUUAUAAUAAAACGCAAAAACCCUAAACAUAAUAAAAUGUGCGUAAAGUAAGAUUACGUAAAUUAUAAUAAACAAAUGGAAAACAUAUACAAAAAGUAAAAAUCAA